AUGUUAUACUCUACAGCUCCUAGAAGUCAGAAACGGCAACAGAGUGGAAAGAAAAAGAAUAACGAGAAGCUACAGAAGCUACAGAAACGCAAGAUAGACAAGGACGGAACUAGUGGAGCUAAAGGAACACACAAGAAGCGGAAGAAGCAGCAAGUAAAGACCCCUAUCAUCAGUAAUGUGACAAUAUCAAGUGCAGCCAAGUUGACGCGUGAAGAAGGUGGUGGCACGUCCUGUUCUGUGCUCCGAGUCAAGAAAGACGCCGAUGUGCUGGCUGGACUCUAUUGGAUCUUACUUGCUCGCAAUACUCUACGCCCUUGUGUAGUGACUCUGCCUAAUCAUGACGAGACGUCUCCAUCUCAAUUAUCUACGAUGUUCAAGCAUCUUGGGCUCCAAGCAGUGGCGUUGCAUCACAAGAUGACGACAGGUCAGCGGACUGAAACGGUGCAGAGACUCAAAACUUCCGUCCUGGGGUCACAUGCUCUCGUUCUUGUGACUACAGAGCACAUGCUGCCAAGUGCUGUGUAUGCUAAGGCUGAUGUGGUGUUGGCUGGAGCUGUGAGUGCUGCGUCGACUGAAGUGGCGACGGCAAAGUUUGCUCAUGUACAUCAAGUGACAGUUGGGACUGAAAACAAGCAGCAGAACACGAGUAACUUUCGCCCUGAGUUGUUGACUCCUUGCUUGCAGCAACUGCAGACGCGGAUGAAGCUGGCACGGCAGAUUGUGGACAUCGCGCAACGUGUUGGCAAGACUGGAGCUGCUGUCCAGGAUGAGGACGACAAGUGGGCUCGGAAAUUGGCGAAAGGAGCUGAUCUCGAUGAUGAUGGCGAUGAUGAAGGACAGAAGAAAAAGCGUAAACGUACGAUGACCCCGGAUGAGCAGAGGCUGCAGGCAUUAGUGGCAAAGCUUUACGUGGUACUGACGCGUAAGCUGCCAGGAAUCGAAGCGAAUGAUGCUGUUAGCGCGUCAUUUGUCGGAGAGCAGAAAGCUGAUAGUCAGCACCGUCGCGAGAAGCUAGAGGUGCUAGGUCUUGUCACAAUGAAUGCUGCCGUGGGUACGGCCAUGACGGAUGAACGCACAUCUGCUCAGACGCGAUGGAUGGAUUUUGCCGAGGGUAAAGCACACGGUGGUCAAUGGGACGGACCUGUGCGUCAUGGUGCAUCGAAGGAUGAUACUUCACUUGCGCUUCGCGAGAGGUUCUGUGCUGCAAGAGGCAUGGCGAACGACUCGAGCUACUUGAGCAAAUGGGCGCCUAACAAAGGGCCUAUCGACAAUGAAAAAUGGGGUGGCAUGUUCGGUAAGGUUUGCGGACACAACGAAGUGGUUAUGAACGAUCUGCGGGCCUUUUAUCCGCAAGAGGUAAUAAAUUCGAAGGUCUGCAGCAAAGUCUUUCCAGCUCCAGGAAACCAGGGCUUUGACGGCUGUCUAGAGCACUUGCGGUUUGCCUGCUUGGCUCAAAAUACGAGCAUGACUCUAUGGGACGCUGAGUACUUCAUUUUUAUUUCAACGCGCGGACGCGUGACAUGGUCCAAGAAGAGUCAGCUGCUUUCACUCUCACUGGCGAGUCUGCAGUGUCUCGUCCCUGCACUUCGUAGCUGGACAGCGGCAAGUGUCGGUCACUUGCCACCCAAUGCAGUCCUUCGUGCGAUCCAACUAUGUAGCCAACUUGGCUGCGGCGACAAACGUGGCAAGCUGCCCCCUAAGGCGUUCAAACUUAUCGUGAGCUUUGCGUUUGGUGGAUCAGCUCGACUAUGGCGACAAAUUGCGAGGGUCUCGACACCCCUAAAAGAGGAAAAUGUAUAUAAUCCCCUGUAG
Molecule: messenger RNA, 1812 nt
Organism: Peronospora farinosa
Lineage: Eukaryota; Oomycota; Peronosporomycetes; Peronosporales; Peronosporaceae
Source: the annotation of a GenBank genome assembly